AUGGAAAAAGUCAGGAUCUACAAGGAGGCCCUGAUGAAGGUCGAAGCUACCGACCUCGAUAUAGAUACCGACAAACCAUCCACUAGCAAGAAUUGGCAUAUGCAAACUGAGGUAUCCAGGAAACAGCAAACUCAAAAGGAAGUACUGUUUUCACGAAGUGGUUCAACCUCAAUGGACUAUCUGGUAGAACUUGUGAGUAAAAGAGCUCUAGUGUUAAAGCGGCACAUUGAAGAGGUGCAUGCCAAUCUAGAGCUCAGCAACCAGGAGGAAACUCUAGAUAGCAAAGAAACACUAGAGUUCCUCUGGAAUAAAGUCCAGUCUACGCUUACCGAUUUGGAAGUAAAAUAUGAUAUACCUUCCCAUGAAAUCGACGGCAUAGACGCAUUGGAGCUUAAAGUCCAUACAUUGUCGAAGAAACUUAACAGGAAGUUAAGUGUCUUUCACAGUAUGAAAGAAGACGUUCCAGAGAUGCCAAAAUCGGAUCUUCCUCAAUUUAAUGGAAGUCCCAAAGAAUGGCCAACGUUCUUCAACUUGUUCUCCGACAUGGUUCACAAAAGGAAGGAUAUCAGCGACACAAGGAAGCUGAACUACCUGAAAUCAUGCCUCAAAGGAGAUGCCCAAAUGGUAGUGAGCCAUUUGUUAAGUGGAUCAGCUGCUAGCUACAAUUCGGCGUGGGAACUUAUAUGUAAGCGCUAUGAAAAUAAGCACAAGAUAUUCGCAAACGCCGUUAACCAGCUAGUGGACAUGGAACUGCUGGAAAACAAUGAUGAAAGCAGGAUCCGCCAAUUCUUGGAUACAGCAAAUGAGAAUAUUCACAUCGUUAAAGAAGUAGCCCAAAUUGGUAACGAUGCUGAUGUACUAAUCGCUCAAAUUUUGCUACGAAGAUUCUCGACGGAAGUCCUACAACUUUACGAGCAACAUGUAAAGAGGGCCAGAGAAAUUCAGUCCUUGAAAAAUGUACUCGAGUUUAUUGAUCAACUAUACAAUUCAAUAGACACAGUACAGAUAAGGGCCGUCUAG
Messenger RNA from Drosophila mojavensis, 1020 nucleotides. RefSeq lists its product as uncharacterized. The record is from RefSeq and is a predicted model, not a curated record. Lineage: Eukaryota; Metazoa; Arthropoda; Insecta; Diptera; Drosophilidae. The coding region runs from base 1 to 1020 and encodes 339 amino acids. The transcript has a single exon.